Pyrus x bretschneideri (Chinese white pear) is the source of this 2440-nucleotide messenger RNA. Its product is annotated as desiccation-related protein PCC13-62-like. The record is from RefSeq and is a predicted model, not a curated record. The transcript has 3 exons. Bases 37 to 963 code for a protein of 308 amino acids. Lineage: Eukaryota; Viridiplantae; Streptophyta; Magnoliopsida; Rosales; Rosaceae.
GCGAACCAAUUUUAUCAAACUCAUACUAUUGUUUGCAUGAAAUUAGCAGUAAUGGCUCCUACUUCUACUGCAUCUUAUUUCAGUGCUGUCUUUGUUUUCCUUGUUGCUUUUAAUUUCCUCAGCUUUCAUUUCAUGACUGCUUCUGGUCAAGCAGCCAACGACAGUGACUUCCUAGAGUUUAUGUUGAACUUGGAAUAUUUGGACGGUGAGUUUUACUCAUACGGUGUUUUUGGCAAUGACCUCGAUAGUAUCUCCCCAAACUUGUCCCAAGGGGGCCCGCGUCCUAUUGGUGGUCAGAAGGCCAAUCUCGAACCCCUUGUGACUGAAAUAAUCAAGGAAUUUGCUUAUGAACAAGUUGGUCAUAUCAGAGCAAUCACUCAGGCAACAGGCGGGUUCCCAAGGCCUCUUAUAAACCUCAGCCGUGCGCUUUUCUCACUAGUUGUUGACCUAGCACUGGGUUACCCAUUGCUCCCUCGAUUUGACCCCUACGCAAACACAGUCAAUUAUCUUAUAGCAGCGCAAGCACUGAAUUAUGAUGGUCUAGUGGGUUAUGUUUACAUCAAUGCAAACCUCAACGCCGAUGCUGCUAACAGAUUGGGUGCAUCGCUUUUGGGUAUGAAGGCUGGACAAAAUGCAGUGCUACGUGCAUUACUGUAUGAGAGAGCGAAUCAGACGGUGGCUCCGUACAAUUUCACGGUGGCUUAUAUCGUCAGCCGAAUUGCUGAAUUGGGGAACAAGGUGACCAGGGGUGGCCUCGAAGAAGGCAUCAUAGUACCCAUCACGCUUGGGGCUGAGAAUCGAACGGUCACGAAUGUCCUAUCAGCGGACACGAACUCGCUGUCCUAUGCAAGGACGCCACCAGAGAUCUUGAGGAUUCUGUAUGGAACAGGAAAUGAAUACGUGCCUGGCGGCUUUUUCCCUGCAAAAGCAAAUGGCCAAAUUGCACGUACUCUAGUCAUAUAAGCAAAAGCACAAUAAUCAGAGCUGUGGGUUUAUACUCAAUAACAAAUAAACGCCGGUUCAUGUAACUGCGUCCAAAUGCAUCCAACUAAAUACACACACGUAUAUAUGUGUGUAUUUACAAUUUAAGAGAUGUAUUCGACCAUGAAUCUUAAAUAAAAAAAAAAAAAAUAUAUAUAUAUAUAAUGAUAUUAAAUUAACAAGGUCUUGAUUGAUUAUGUUUAUUCAGCUCUCUUACUACACCGAAUAUAAGCUAUUUUCUAAGGACCCUUUUUCUUAUUAAAAAUUAGAAUUCGUCGCAAUAGAGCUUCAGCGGCCAAUAUUGUUCCCCGCUCUUGUUGGUUGGAUACCUGUUUCAAUAAAGCUUAUCUAUUUCGCUGUAGCCGUAUGGCCAACCAGGCUCACAAAACACAAGCAUUAAGGGCGUGUUUACCAAACCUGAAUGGAGGUGGAAGAAAGGGAAUUGAAUUCCUCUCCAAGUGAUUCCGGCGUUUACCAAACUUUGGGAACGAAAAAAUUAAUGAACUCCACCCAAAAUCGCUAAUCGUAUUCCUAAUAUCCCCAGAAUUCAAACACUAACUUGAAGGUGGUAAUUGAAUUCCAAAAGAAAGCCAACAUCAGAAAUCAAACUUCUCUACCGAAAUUGCCCUGCCCUUCCCAUCUGCCUCCCACAAUUCAACCACCCAAAGCACACCCAUCCCCACCCUUAACCACGCAGACCACCGCACCACGCAGAUCCAAAUUCGGAUGGGGAAUGAGAGAUGCAGAUGAGUAUAGAUUAAAAAAAAACCUUGUGACUUACCCACUGCGGAUCGAAUUUCGAUUGCCGACGUUUUUACAAAGAGCAUAAUAUAAAGCAUUGAGCGGGUGGCAAAUGGUUGAGAAAUCCUAGAUUGGCCGCAGGCAAGGAGUUCAUGAUUUACCACCAAAAGGAGAUCUUCAGGCUGAUAGGAACCCCUGACAAGGUUAGGAUGGGCAAGAGUUGGUGCUUGGGGAUGAUCGCAAAAACAAUAUGCGGAUGCAGACGGGGAGAGUAGAGAGAGUCGUGGUGGAACCGUAACGGUUCCCGUACCUUCCUUUUUUUUUUUUUUUUUUUUUGAGUUUUUUACUUCGUUUCCUUGUUGAAUUAGGUUUUUAGUCUUUAAGAAAUAAAAAAAUGUUCAAGUUUUAUUAAAAAUAAAUAUAUGAGAAUUGUUAAGAUUUUAAUAAAACUAUGUGUGUGUGUGUGUGAAAUUUUAUUAAAAAGUUACGAAUUUUUCUAUUAUUAAGAUUAAGGGUAUUUUAGUAAUCAUAUUAAUUUUCAUUCCGAUUCAAGUGAACUGGUAAACAACUUAUAUCAUUUCAACUCCGAUUCUAGGACAUUAUAGUAAACAACUUUGACAAGAAUUCGAGUUUGAAUCCUCCCCAUUCCAAUUCCCUCUCAAUUCAAUUCUUCUUAUUUUGAUUACGGAUUAGUAAACGAGCCAUAAGACACCAUAUG